Messenger RNA from Osmia lignaria (orchard mason bee), 5102 nucleotides. Its product is annotated as homeobox protein araucan. Gene Ontology annotation, cellular component: nucleus. Gene Ontology annotation, molecular function: RNA polymerase II cis-regulatory region sequence-specific DNA binding; DNA-binding transcription factor activity, RNA polymerase II-specific. NCBI's taxonomy places the organism in Eukaryota, Metazoa, Arthropoda, Insecta, Hymenoptera, Megachilidae. Gene Ontology annotation, biological process: regulation of transcription by RNA polymerase II; cell development; neuron differentiation. The record is from RefSeq and is a predicted model, not a curated record.
GGACGGAGCGGAGCGGAAGGCCGAUGAAGUGGUGUGAGUGGUGGCGAGUCAGUCGCAGACUGGAGUGCCCUGUGAGAGCAGGGGACGGACCGAACGAACGGAACGAACUCUAUAACUAAUCGCUCGUGACGCUUCGUCGUCUGUCCGAAUGUCCGUCCCAUCGCCCGACGCCGUGCUUAGACAACGUUCCUCGAUUUACCGUUCCCUUUUUCUCCCGGUGACGUGAGCCGAGUUGUGACGCGUAUCGCGGACCCCGGUGAGAAUCUUCAUCCACCACGAUUCUGUACCAGUGUAGAAGUUUUUUCGUCGCUUAGGUGUCUCGGGUUCCGUUUGUUCGUGCCUUCGUUGGAUAUCCACCUGUGUGAAACACCUUCGAGGACUGUGUUUGUUGAUCCUCCACGUUCCGUCGGCGAUUGCGAGCUGACGCUGCUUCGCUGACAUGUGCUCGCUACUCGGAUGUCCCGAUUCGGACUCCAAAACACCCUGAUGGCAAUCUCCGUUCGCGAACUGUCGCGUUCGUACGUCGCCUGUCGGCUAGUUACCACCUUCGCCUCUUGCAUCAGCUCCCCGACGACACCGGUACUGACUUAGUGAUCAAACAGUGUUGUAGUAGUGCGUGCAGGUGCGGUUGUGACCUAAUUCUUCGUUAGCCGCGAGAGACAUCGAAAUAAAUAGAGACAGGGGUCGUUAGAAAGAGAAACGGAGAGAUAUAGAAUUGAUCGUCAACGCCCGUCGAACCCGGCUGAGAUGUCAGCGUACGCGCAGUUCGGAUACUCGUAUCCGUCGGCGUCCCAGCUGCUGGUGAGCGGCGGACAGCCAACGACGGCGACGUCGCCGGCGAUGUCGUCGGGAGGUGCGUUGAGUCCUGGCGCACUCUCACCGUCGUCGACGGCGACGACGACGGGCGCCGCGGCGGCGGCUGCAUCCGGAGGUGCUAGCACCCCGGUUGGCGGUGCCACGGGGCCUGGUUGCUGCGAGAACGGUAGGCCGAUGAUGACGGACCCGGUGACAGGGCAAACGGUGUGCAGUUGUCAGUACGACAGCGCCGCGAGGCUUGCCCUGGGUGCGUAUCCAAGGUUAGCACCCACCGCGACCUCCUACUCUUCUUACCCUACGCCGACACCCUCCACCACCGACCAAGGGCCCUACCCCAGUAUCGGCAUGGACAGCUCUGCGUUCUACCCUCCUUUGGGAAAUCCGUACGGAUUGAAGGACACGACGGGGAUGGGCAUGACGGCGGAUAUGGGUGCUGCAUGGGGCACGGCCGCCCUUCAGCCUGCCACCACGGGUUACUACCCCUACGAUCCAACCCUGGCCGCCUACGGAUACGGCGCCGGAUAUGACCUGGCCGCGCGGCGGAAGAACGCGACGAGGGAGUCGACGGCUACCUUGAAGGCAUGGUUGAACGAGCACAAGAAGAAUCCUUACCCUACCAAGGGCGAGAAGAUCAUGUUAGCGAUCAUCACGAAGAUGACGUUGACGCAAGUGUCCACUUGGUUCGCGAACGCGCGAAGACGCUUGAAGAAGGAGAACAAGAUGACCUGGGAGCCGAAGAACAAGACCGACGACGACGAUGACGCGGUUCUCACGGAUUCGGAGGAUAACAAGGAGAAGGACGAUUUGACAGGGGACAAUCAAGGUGACAGGGUUGGAGAGGAAGCGAGGAGGGGUCUCGAGGAAAACGAGCCGAUGAGGCACGUGAAAGCGGAGCACUUGCAGCACGACAAGGACCUCGACGAGGAGGACGACCUGGAUCUCGAGGAGGAUCCGCGACGAGGAGAGCAUCCCUUUCACCACGCGAUGCAGCACCACCACCAUCAUCACCAAGGAUACACAGGGGAGGACCACCUGAAAGACGAGGGCAUCAAGUCUGACUGUAGCGCGGCCGGGGUACCCAUACCCGCGACAAAACCUAAAAUCUGGUCCCUAGCGGACACGGCAGCCUGCAAAACACCGCCGCCACCCUCGCAUCCCCACCAUCAACAGUACCACCACCUCCAUCAUCAACAGCAUUACGCUCAACAGCAACAGCAACAACAACAACAGCAGCAUCACUUGACCAAUCAAGGCCAUCAUCAUCAUUCCCAACAACCUUGGCUCGGUUCCGGUGGCGGAGGCGGUACCGCUGGCGGUGGCGGCGGUGGUGGUGGUGGAAAUUUGAGCUCGUUCGCGUUGCCCUCGUCGGCGUCGAUGAGUCCCUCCGCAGCGGCAACUGCACCGUAUUCAAGCGCUGCCACGAGGUACGGUGGUUUUCUCUCCUCCUCGUCCGGAGGUCAGCUCCAUUACAACCCCAACUCCUCUUCCGGCUCGAGCUCGAGCGCGUCCUCGUCAGCGGCGGCGGGGUUUCCCGAGGUUGGUACGGACACUCCACCCCAGACACCGCCCAACAUGAAGGUGGCUACACCGAAUGGAGUGAUCCAGGCACCACCGGGCGGUUAUUGCACUGGUGGCAACGGCAACGCCACUAGCAACGGUAAUCCAAAUCCGUACGGGGCCAGUCAUCCGGCCGCCGGUUAUCUCUCGACCAGUUCCGGCUCGGCCAGCAGCGCUUCCUCCUUCAGCUCCAGGCUACAAGCGUCACCGCACAAAGACUUCUCGCCGGCGGCACAGAAUUCCAUUCUUCAUCAGCAUCAAACCACUGCCAGUUUACCACCCACGGAGGCAACGACUGCCUUCAAACCGUUCUACAAGGGAUCGCAAUCAAUGGGCAGCGGAUUCGUGUCACCGGUCUAAGCCAAGCUGGAUCGACGUUGGAUCAACGACGCGUACCUCGAGGAUCAAGCGACGGGCUGGCAGAGGACGCAAGGGCCCACGACCGGACUGUAAAUACGUUCUGCUGAGAGGUCCUGGGAUUUAUUAGCGUUCGUCUCUCGGCCUCGAGCAGUAGAAAAGAAUCAGGAAGAAGGAAACGACGUGGCAGAGGGGAAUGAAAAACUGUGUAGGCUCUUGAUGCAAAGAAGGGAAGCUAACGGUUCGUCCUUGAGAUACAUAAAUCGUGUCCCAUUGGAUCGUCGCGCAAGGUGUGCGACUACGAAAGACGAAUGGGGAUGGUUGACUCGUGAGUCGAGCAGCCGGCGGCUUAGAGAAGAUUUAGGAAUUAGGGGAAUUACGUGGAAGUGGUUGCUUACGCACGAGUACGUAAGGAGAGGAAGAAGAAACUGGUUGGAUAGAUAGUAGAUUUCCAGAGAGGACGUGCACCGAAUUACGCGUCUCUCGCGUCUAGGAAUGCGAGAAGAAGCGUCAUCCUUUUCGACAUCCACAGAGUCCUUUAGUCCUUUAGUCCGUGUUUUUUUUUUUUCUUUUUUUUUCUCUCUUUCGUAUUCGAUCGAUUUUAAAAAACAUGCUCGCGAUUUUCCCGCGUUUCAAACGAUCCAGGAUCAUCCUUAGUCAAGAUUUCACCGUCGAUCGUGUUCCAAAACCGGUCCUUUCGAUUCUGUAAAUAAAACGGCGUGAUUCCACGACGAUUUGGAAAGGUAAGCUUAACCGGUAACACGCUCGAGAAUCGAUUUCUAUACACUGCGCCCUACUAUUUCAUUAUGGUCAAUCAAUAUUUUGUACAAAUUUUAAUUUUAGAAGAGGAAUCUUUAAUAUUUUGUAGAAUUUCUUUGACUAUCGAUACCGUUAGACCCUUAUUAAAUCCUUUUUCAGUUAAAUCGGGGAUGUCCAUAAUGAAGUGAUAAGGUAUUGUUGUAAUUUAUGUGGAGGAAAGAACGAGUUCGAUUUCAGGACACCCUGCUGGUUGUUCUUUAUCCAAUCGUUCACUGAACGUCGCGGGUCUGUUUAGAUCCUUCCGAGGAUCGAGAACCUCGCGAUUCACGGGCAACGUGCAAAGUAACAGCCUUUGAAUCGAUCUAGGACAUGAUUUUAGCUCGAGUUACCACGAGGAAGAGAAGAAUAAAGAACGAACGAGACCCCCUUUUUACCACGUUCGCGUGACUCUUGCUUUUCUGUCCGUAGAUCAGAGUUCAAAUGGCGAAGGAAGUUGGCGAACAGCUAUAACUAUCCUUAAACUACCAUUGACUCUUUAAUUAUGAAGUAUUCUCGUGCAAGAUGCACGAAUCGCACGCGUGUUCAAAGAAUCGCAGAGCAGAAACAAAUGGAGAACCUUCGAGACUGGAGAAGGAGAACGCGUGUUAGUAGCUGUAAAACACUAAUUAAGAGUAAAAAAUUCGUCCUUUUUCGCGCGGGCACCGUGCACUCGUGAUCCUUCCGGUUUCCUGGCUCGCGAGAGGAUCCGACGAUGCGACACACGCGAUCUACUCGCAAUUUCUUUUUUAAUUAGCAUCGUACUUUUAUUUCGAACCGUCUCUGUGCAAUAUAUUUUUCUUUAGAUGUACGUUGAUCGUGAUCGCGUUGGAAUUGGAGGAUUUUUAUGGUCAUUGGCGUAACUAGGUGAGAAAUAGGAUGGACCGACUUAUUUUUUUUUUUUUUUUAAUUUAUCUGAGUAUCUAAAUUUUUGAAAACCUAAUUACGCCAUUGAUGAUGGUAAUCGCCAGGACGAAGAUCGAGAUGAUAACGGUGAACGAGGUGCACGGUGCUCGAGAUUGUUGAUAUUUUUUUAUAUUAUAUGUGUAACGUAUAAAAUCAUCCCUCCUUUCGAGUACAGUUUCGAUGAUUGCGAGUGGUGGAAUCGAAAGCACGGGAGCGAGUGAUCGUCCAGGAAGUGAGAGUGUAUGAGAGAAAGAGAGAGAAUGCAGGAUGUGGAGAGAACGAGCAGAGAGAUGGAAGAAGGAAGGAGAGACGACUAAACGAGGUAAAGACAAAAAGAAAUUGACUAUCAUUUUGUACUUUGACAUAAGCGAGUGUACGCGUGCAUGUUACCGUCGAAGGGAAGAGGGAUUCAAAGAAAGUAGUCUGAUAAAAAAGGUAAAUUGAAAAAGAAUGGCAUCGAUGGUGGUGGUAUGGGGUCGAGGGUGAGAAAGGGAACGAAAGGAGAAAUAUUGUACAUUGUUUUGUAAAGAGUACAUUUAUUUAUAUCUGUGAUAAUGGGCGAGGUUAAAAGGGAAUUGAAAGGGAAAGAAAGUGAAAGAUUGAAAGAGAGUGAGAGAGAGAAAGGUAGAGUGAAAAAAUAUACAUAUACAUGAAAAAAAAACAAAAAAAAA